Rhagoletis pomonella (apple maggot) is the source of this 2837-nucleotide messenger RNA. RefSeq names its product polypeptide N-acetylgalactosaminyltransferase 3 (gene Pgant3). Lineage: Eukaryota; Metazoa; Arthropoda; Insecta; Diptera; Tephritidae. Gene Ontology annotation, cellular component: Golgi apparatus. The transcript is spliced from 7 exons. Bases 524 to 2518 code for a protein of 664 amino acids. The record is from RefSeq and is a predicted model, not a curated record.
UCUUUCUUUUCAUCGAAUCAGCAACGGCAAACAUACAGACGAGUUUUUGCAAAGAUAUUGAGCUCGCCAAAACUUUUUCGUGAUGUAUUUAUUUAUCUGUUUCAGAACAUCUUACAAACAAAAUAUACCGGAAAGCAUGAGGUAAACAAAUUUUUCGGUUGCAACGACCUGAUACAGAUGCUGUAAGCCAGAGAAGUGUGCCAACAUUUAACACCCAAGCACAAGCCGUCCACCGCACCAACAACCAAACCAGCACCAAUAGCCCCCACUGCCACUACCGGAGUUGGAUUGUUGUAAUCAAAACAAAAUCAAGUUGCUUACAGCGUAUGGAGCUCAUUCACGAAUUGACCAAGCAACAGUGGUAAUCAACAGAGUAUCGCGCAGCGCUAGGCAAAUAAACCGCUAAAGCAACUCUUUACAUAGUCGUCGCGCUGGCGGUAGUCAGUACUACUAUAAUAACAACAAACACCAGAUUAGCAUAUAAAUUAGUGGCGUCAACAAGAAUAGAAAAUCAUAAAUAACAAUGGGAUUGAGAUUUCAGCAAUUGAAAAAGCUAUGGCUGCUCUACCUGUUCCUGCUAUUCUUCGCAUUUUUCAUGUUUGCACUAAGUAUCAAUCUAUAUGUGUCCAGUAUACAAGGAUUUCAGCAGGAUAAUGUCCAUCCAAAGCCUCAGCCCCACCGUCGUUCACUCUGGCAAGCAAAAAACAUAGUUGCACACUACAUUGGUAAAGGUGAUAUAUUUGCCAAUUUAACCGCAGAUGACUACAACAUAAACCUAUUCAAUCCCAUUGAAGGCGAAGGUGCUGAUGGACGGCCAGUUGUAGUGCCAGCGCGCGAUAGCUUCCGCAUGCAACGAUUUUUCAAGCUAAAUAGCUUUAAUAUACUGGCCAGUGACCGUAUACCCUUGAAUCGUACGUUAAAAGAUUACAGAAUAAAAGAGUGUCGUGACAAAAGGUAUGACCACAACGAACUACCCACAACAUCAGUGAUAAUAGUUUUUCAUAAUGAGGCCUGGUCGGUGCUCUUGCGCACAAUAACCAGCGUUAUCAACCGGUCGCCGCGUAAAAUGAUCAAAGAAAUAAUUCUUGUUGACGAUGCUAGCGAUCGCUCUUACCUGAAGAAGCAACUCGAAGCCUAUAUUAAAGUACUUACGGUGCCAACACGUUUGCUGCGCAUACAGAAACGCGGCGGCUUAGUGCCAGCGCGCUUAUUGGGCGCCGAGCAUGCUAAGGGCGACGUUUUGACCUUUUUGGAUGCGCACUGCGAGUGCACGCGCGGCUGGUUAGAGCCAUUGCUGCAGCGUGUGAAGGAGUCGCGCACCAAUGUGGUAGCGCCGGUUAUCGAUAUAAUUUCCGAUGAUAAUUUUAGUUAUACAAAAACAUUUGAAAAUCAUUGGGGUGCUUUUAAUUGGCAGCUCAGUUUUAGAUGGUACAGCACCAGACGCAACAGAGCAACGCCAAAGAGUGACCGCACUGAGCCGAUCGCGUCACCGGCCAUGGCUGGUGGACUAUUUGCAAUCGACAAGAGCUAUUUCUUUGAAAUUGGCUCAUACGACAAAGAGAUGAAGAUUUGGGGCGGCGAAAAUGUUGAGAUGUCUUUCCGCGUGUGGCAAUGUGGAGGUCGUGUCGAAAUCUGUCCCUGUUCGCACGUAGGCCAUGUUUUCCGCAGCACUACACCGUACACCUUCCCAGGCGGCAUGAGCGAAGUGUUGGGAAAUAAUUUAGCGCGCGCCGCUAUGACUUGGAUGGACGACUGGCAAUAUUUUAUACUCUUGUACACAUCCGGUCUCUCUUUGGAGACACGUGAACGGAUUGAUGUCAGCGAUCGCCUCUCCCUGCGCGAGAAACUCCAAUGCAAACCAUUUUCCUGGUAUUUAGAGAAUAUAUGGCCGGAACAUUUCUUCCCAACACCCGAUCGUUUCUUUGGCAAAAUUAUUUGGCUAGAUGGCGAGACUGAGUGUGCGCAGGCAUACACGAAACACAUGAAAAAUUUACCAGGACGUCGGUUGUCGCGCGAGUGGCCGCGAAUUUUUAAAGAAAUCGAAAGCAAUGGUGAACAAUUUAUGUCGCUAAUCGAUUUGGAUCGCGACAAGUGUUUGCUGCCGACGGAUAAGGAUUUGCCGCAUACUGCAUUGCAAACGGCUACAGUUCGCGAUUGCAAUGCGCAUCCCAAGUCUAUGGAUAUGUAUGUCGUUACACCGAAAGGACAAAUCAUGACUAAUGAUAAUGUGUGUCUGACGUACAGAGAGCCGAAGUUAGGAGUUAUACAGCAGCUUAAGAGCCGCAACUUAACUUCAAAUGUGCAAUUGACCAUGUGCUUAGAUCAUCCGCGGCAGUAUUGGAUCUACGACAUGGAUACUCAGCAUAUUUCGCACCGCGAUUCAAAACUUUGCCUCACCUUGAAAGCAACCAAAAUGCCACGCACCGAAAAGGUGGAGAAAAUCGUUGUUGCCAUUGAAUGUGAUUAUAAAGACAUCACGCAGAAGUGGGGUCUCAUACCACUGCCAUGGAGAAUUUAAAAAUGUUUUACAGAAAAUCACUCACAAAACCGCGCGAUCACAAAAGAUUAUAAAGCGCGAAUUUUUUUUACAGAAGCAAUUAGAAAUGCCAAUUAAAUUAAAAACAAUUACGAUAAAAUUAAGAUAAGCAUCAUGUUAGAAGAGAAGACGCAUCAAUUCAUGGAGACAAGCGAAAAACACGAAGUGAAUGAACACUUGCGAAGUGUACUUGUGAUAUUUUUUUGUUAUUUGAAAAUUUGUAGAAAAAAAAUCUUUAGUUCUUACGUCCAGCACUGAGACCGAAAUACCAGCCACCAAGAACCAACACCGCAAACAAAAA